This is a messenger RNA of Hemibagrus wyckioides, 5320 nucleotides long. RefSeq names its product delta/notch-like EGF repeat containing (gene dner). The coding region runs from base 132 to 2279 and encodes 715 amino acids. The record is from RefSeq and is a predicted model, not a curated record. Lineage: Eukaryota; Metazoa; Chordata; Actinopteri; Siluriformes; Bagridae. The transcript is spliced from 13 exons. Gene Ontology annotation, molecular function: calcium ion binding.
UCUCUCUCUCUCUCACACACACACACACACACACACACAUUCUCUCUUGCUGUCUCUUCACACACACACAUUGAAGCCGUGGAGCUCUGCACUACACAUUAGAGAAGAUCUCAAAGGUAAACCCUUGUGUGAUGGAGCUCAUCACACUUGUUCUUCCUCUGCUCAUCUUCGUUGCUGAGAGGGGGGUCACAACUCCUGUAACCUCUGACCCUGAUGUGACCCCAAUGAUCCCCACGGACCCGUGUGAGGGACAACCGUGUCUAAACGGAGGAGUGUGUACACCUGCAGAGGGAGAAGAGCUGAAGUAUAUCUGCACAUGCAGCGCACAGUUCAUCGGACACAACUGCCAGUUCUUUGCCAACCCUUGUGCCAGCGACCCCUGUCUCCAUGGUAACUGCACACGUGAAGGUGCAGAGUUUGUGUGCGUGUGCAGUGAUGGGUAUGCAGGAGUCAGGUGUGAGCAGCCACCUUCAGCCUUUGACCUCGUUGAGUCCAGCUGGGACCUGGCAGCCACUCCAGCUACGACUACUCAACCGUCUCAGCCAGUCACAGAGCUCAGUGAUACUGAGGCACCACCCACUUUGCAACCAUGGCAACCAAAGCCUGGACAGAGAGUGAUUGAAAUCCAGUGGGAGGAGCUUCAGAUCACUGAUGGAUCAGAGUGUGUGAGCAUCGCAGGCACUGAGCCAGCUGGAAUGAUGACGGUUUCCAUGGAGAUUGCAGAAGGAACUGCAGUAAAGUUGGUACUGAACGUUAGCGGAGCUGCAGCACUGUGGCGGGUCGGAGCUCUUGGGUUCGACCGGUGUUCAGUAUCUGAUGGCAUGGUCGUUUGGUUCCAGCAGGACUCCAAUGGUCUUGUGAUCUCUGAUCAGUUACUGCCACUCGGACACAACUACUUCAUCACUGUGCUGCGCAUUGGAGCCCCUUCUGGUCUGGAAGUCACUCUUAGAUUACAGUUCACUGUAAAGUCUACUAGCUGCAUGGAGCCAGGCAGCAACUUUAGUGACCCACAAUGCACUGGGAGAGGGAAGUGCAUCACAGAGUCUUCUGUGAGCACAUUUUAUUGCCAGUGCGAUGUUGGAUACUCUGGAAUCUUCUGCGAGGAAUUUGACGCAUGCUACACAAACCCAUGUGAAAACAAUGGGACCUGCAGUGACAUCACACAAAGACACGAGGGGCAUGACUACACUUGCACCUGUCUGCCAGAGUUUGAAGGCCAGAACUGUCAGUCUCGGGUAAAUCACUGCGCCUCAGAACCCUGCAAAAAUGGAGCAACAUGCACAAACACACUGACCGGCCCACAGUGCACCUGCGCAGAAGGAUAUAAAGGAAAUAUCUGUGAGGUAAGAAUCGACCCAUGUGCUUCUGGUCCAUGUCACAAUAAUGGGACAUGUUAUCUGCAGAAUGGUGGACAGGGCUUCAGCUGUACUUGUCCUCCUGGUUUCACUGGACACACCUGCACUCAGCUCGUCGAUUUCUGCUCACUCAACCCAUGUGCACAUGGUGUAUGUCGCAAUGUCGGUACAAGCUAUAGGUGCCUUUGUGUGCCAGGUUAUCAUGGGUUGUACUGUGAGGAAGAGUAUAACGAGUGUCUCUCUGCUCCAUGUCUGAAUUUCGCAACCUGCCGGGAUCUGAUCAAUGCCUAUGAAUGUCUAUGUACUCCGCAGUACACAGGGAGACACUGUGAGAUUUAUCAAGAUCCAUGUACGAAACUGCAGUGUCAGAACGGAGGUCAGUGUGAAAGAAGGCGGAGCAAUGCAACCUGUGUGUGUGCACCUGGAUACACAGGUGAGAACUGUGAGACUGACAUCAAUGAGUGUGAGAGCAACCCUUGUCAUCAUGGUGGCACCUGCAUUGACCAGGCAGAUGGCUUCCUCUGUCACUGCCCACCUGGCUGGGUGGGCGGGGCCUGUGAGAUCCAUCUACAGUGGAAGGCAUCUCGUACAGUCGAUUCUCUCCCUAGCGUUCCACGUCACUCUCUCUACAUCAUCAUCGGGGCUCUGUGUGUAGCCUUCGUCCUCAUGCUCAUCAUCCUCAUUGUUGGAAUCUGCCGCAUCAGCCGUAUUGAGUAUCAGGCAUCGUCUCGUCAUGCCUAUCAGGAGUUUUAUAACUGCCGCAGCAUCGACAGUGACUUCAGCAACGCCAUCGCCUCCAUACGCCAUGCCCGGUUUGGGAAGAAAUCUCGUCCAGCCAUGUACGAUGCCACACCCAUCAACUAUGAAGACUUCAGUCCAGACGACAAACCGCUUGUCACACUCAUCAAAACUAAAGAUCUGUAAAGCCCAUGCACACAAACACACACACACACACACACACACACACACACACAGCCUUUCUAAUUAGCUGAUGCCAACUAUUAAGUAUUAAUUAACCUUAAUAAAGGUCUUAUAAAGAUAAAAAAAAAUCUAUAAAUGCUAAUAUUUAGAUGAACUUUGAUAUUGAAUAGAUCUAUUUUGCCACUGAUAUGCAUAAUCAGCUACAGUUUGUGUUUUAUAGAUGUAUUUAUCAGUAAAGACCUUUGUUUCAUUGCAGAGAGAAGAAAUACAAAGUGUCACUAGUUUGCACACUUAGAUGUAGUCUCCUUCAGUAAAGCUCUGGUAUCGUAGGCUGUAAUUUCGGCUUUGUUCCAAACCCAGUUAGUGUUCUUACUAGAAAAUUCAAGGCUCUGUCCAAAAAACUAACGCAUGUUCUACUGAAACUUCAUUCAGCGUGAGGGAGUGUUUGCUUUACCUACACUGCACUGUCAUGUUAAACACUGAGAACUAGCUGCUAGCAGUGAAUCAUUUAUUUUAUUUUUUUACACAUGUAACAUUGUGUUUAAGAGUACCUAAUAAAAUAAAACAUAAAGUUAGAUAAUGUAUCUGUCUGUAACAUACAGCUAAAGAUCAUAUGUGUUUAAUGUCCAUGUCAGUAGCUGAGUGUGUGAAGUUUUGCCAGUGUAGUGAGCGUGCUGGUUCCCCGUGAUAUCAUCCUUAUGAAUAAACCCUUAAUUUACAAGUUAUAGUGGUGAGCUAGUUAGCUAUGUAGGUUUUGUUGUUGUACACUUGAUGUUACAAUUAUUUUAUAUAACAUUUUAUUUUACAGAGUGCUGGGAGCUACUACUCACUACUGCUAGCUAGUUGUUUAGCUAUUUAUAAUUAUUAUAACAGGAAAGCAUAUAAAAUGUUCAAUAUUCUAUAGAUAUUAGCUAGCAAGCUAUUUAUGUUUAGAUAACGAACACCAGUGACAGUCCCUCGUUGCAACACUAGCUAACUUCCUUGCAAGACUAGCUUCUCUUAGUGAACUGUUACCUAUUUUGUAUUGAUUUAAUUUUUUUCAGAGUCUUUGACAUCAGACCAGGUACAAGGGCUUGCUGUACUCUGAGUCUUCUGUAUGACGCGGUACACUAGCCAUUUUAAGGUAUCUCGAGGAAGGUUACUUCUACUAAGAACACUUCUAUCACACUUUUGGGGCAAAGCUUUUGUGCAAGUGUAAGUAAAAAGAAGCUGUAGGCUGCCUUAAACACUGCAUGGCUAGACUCGGCAGUUUCACAGUAGAAUUAUUUGUAAGAUAUUGAAUGUUUAGCUAGUGCUCUCUUUGCUGGAGUCUUGUGCCCUCAUCCUGGUGGUAGAACAGUGCCACUGUAUCGUAAAUAACUGCUUUCCAACACUAACAUUCACUUGCCUUGUUUUUACUAAUUUCAUGCCAUGCAACUACUGCUGUAGCUAUGAUUUAGCUAUCGUGUCCAAAAUGAUACCCCACUUCCUGUUCCCUACAAAGUGCAUUAUGCAAAGUACAUUCUGUUCCAACAAGGAACACUGACUUACUGAAGUGCAUUGUGGGAAUUUAUGAGCACCCUACAUAUUUUCCACUGCACUUUAAAAAAAAAACAAAAAAACCAACAGUCCUGCAUCUCACUAUGUAGUGAAUAUGGCAUGUUUUGGACACGUGGUUAGCUUUAAUAAUGUUUAACAGUUUUUAUUAGAUGUUAGUCUUCUAUCCUUUCUGUCCUUCAUAAAACAAAAAAAAUCAAGAACAUUGGCUUUGUUACCUGUGAGUCAAUACCAGCAUGUUCAAUAGACUGAACUAUAGUGAGUACCGUGCAGUGUGAGGGCUUCGUGAUCAAGAUAAAAACAAAGAAGUCACAUAACAUACAUGUGAUUUUUCUUUAUUAAAAGAUUUGUUGUGACUUUUCUUUCAUUUUGGUACACUCUGUUGAGAAAGGAGGGAAGGAUACUGAAAGGAAAGGAUUCAGAAACUGCUGUGUGCACACUUUCGCACUAGUUCACAAGAUCAGGCCAAUAGAAGAUCAGUGUUUAUUAGACAUCAGAAGUAAAUUUAACUUGGAAAUAUAUUGUUGGGUAUAUGUGCUGGAAGGAAAUCCCAACACAGACUAUACAUAUAAUACUACUAUUAAUCAUCAUCAUCAGGAUCAUCAUCAUCAUUAGCAGCGGUUCUUGAUCAUAACAAGGCUGGUUAUUUCUCAAACUAGAUACUGUGCUAAUUAAGGACUAAAUGUUGUCCCUUUGCGUUCUAUAACUUCUGAGAAUCAAGCUGUUCUGACUGAGACAAGGGCUGGAUGGUAGUUACUGUGCUAUUACCUAUUAUGUUAGAUAUGCUAUUAUGAAGACCACCAUCUAUAUUCAAUUUUCCAUCACCUUUAUUCAGUGUCAGCAGAUUUGGUUGACGAGGUGCAAUUGUUCACUGUACCAAAGGAUGGAUCCUAUAUUUAGUGUUUAUCUUAUGUGAGAUGGUGCUCCACUGUACAUGGUAGUUGGAUUUAACCUCUUAGUUAUUCGGUUGAGUUGGAAUCUAUCCCAUGCUACACUUCAGUGAUCUCUGACUGCUGCAGCUGGCUGUGGUGUAAGUACAUGUUUCUUAUGUAGGCAGGUGUCAGAAACUGUACACAACAGAAAUGUAAAACAGAUUAAACAGUGAUUAGCCACACCUUUGCUCGAAGGAACAGUAAGUACCUAGAGUAGUCAUAAUUAAAACUGGUGUGUGAUUAAAGUUGUGAGAGAGACUUAUGGCAGUAGGACUUAUUACGAGGAAAGUUUCUUGCUCUCUUAUUUUCUCUGUGUCUUUUUUUUUGUUGCUGGCUGUUGUGGCUCUCUCAGGGUCCUCUCUUCCCUCUUUCUCCUCCCUCUAUUUUAGUUUUCAUCCUCACCCUCCAUCCACCUCUUGAUGUAGUUGAUAAUAUUUGGGAUCCAGAGCUAACCUGUGAUCUGUUUAACUGUUCUGUACAGAAAGAAUGAAGAGAGAACCCUGAGGUCUGUAUAAUAAAUGCAAUUACUAUAUUAAUAAAGGUCAGUGUGGAUACUGAUUCUGUCAUGAUACAAAA